UAGUCACAUUUAAGAGCGUGGCGUAUAUAAGCGACCAACUGACCAAAGACAGCAUCCAGUUAAAGGUUUGGAAUCGUAGCGGAUUCUACAAAUCCUUACCAUCCAACGUAAAUCGAAACAAAGGUGUUGUGUGUGUGACAGAAAGUAAGACGACCCUUACUUUAAUUUAUUGACAACAACAACAGCAACUGAGAAAGUGGGUGUGUGGUGUCUGUGCAAUACAUUCCAAUAAAAUCAACAACAACAACAACAUCAUGAAAUUAUUUAUCUGUCUUGCCACAUUGUUGGUGGCCUCAGCCUAUGCUGAAACUGCUGCCAAAAAAUCCCUGAGCGAAAAGAAAGUACCGCUCGAAAAGAAAUUGGACAAACGUGGCCUUCUUGAGCUGGGCUAUGGCUAUGGUCAUUCCGGUUUGGAUCUUGGCUAUUUGGGUCAUGGUUCCAUUACCUCCGGCCAUGGUUAUGGCUAUGGCAGCAAUGCCAUCAUCGGCCAUUCGGGACCUGCUGUUGCCUAUGGUCAUAGUGCACCACAAGAAUUUCUAAUUAGUCAAAUGGCUGAUGUUCACAAGACAAUUACCAUUACCAAGGGUGUGCCCGUCCCAGUGACUGUUGAUCGCCCCUAUCCUGUGGAACACAUUAAACAUGUCCCAGUUGAGGUUAAGGUUCCGGUGCCUCAACCCUACGAAGUCAUUAAGAAAGUUCCCGUCCAUGUCAAGGAAUACGUUAAGGUACCCGUCCAUGUGCCCCAACCCUAUGAAGUGAUCAAGAAGGUCGAAGUUCCCGUCCAUGUGCCGGUCGAUCGUCCUUAUCCCGUCAAGGUUCCCGUGCCACAACCCUAUGAGGUGAUCAAGCAUGUUCAAGUGCCUGUCAAAGUGCCAGUACCACAACCCUAUGAAGUUGUCAAACAUGUCCAAGUGCCCGUUAAGGUAGCCGUACCAGUACCCCAACCCUAUGAGGUGAUUAAACAGGUCAAGGUACCCGUUCAUGUGCCCGUCGAUCGUCCAGUGCCAGUUGCUGUGCCCAAACCAUAUCCCGUCACCGUUGAGAAGCCCUACCCUGUGGUCUAUGAGAAACAGGUGCGCGUUGAGGUGCCUGUGCGCGUUGACCGUCCCUAUCCCGUGCCCGUGGAUCGUCCCUAUCCCGUCAAGGUACCCGUGCCAGUACCUCAACCCUACACCGUUGAGAAGCCUGUGCCCUAUGCCGUGGAUCGUCCCGUGCCUGUGCCAGUCAAGGUGGAAGUUGACCGCCCAUAUCCAGUCCAUGUCACCAGACCCGUACCCGUCCAUGUUGAGAAACCAGUACCCGUGCCUGUGGGUGUACCCGUUGUUGCUGGUCACUCUGUGGUCCAACAUGGCGCCGCUGCUGUUGUGGCUGCUCCAGCUGCUGUCAGCUAUGGCGGCGGUUAUGCUGUCUCAGGUGGAGGUCAUGGUUAUGGCGGUUAUGGCCAUGGUGGUUAUGGCGGUUAUGGUCAUGGUGGUGCCAUCUAUGAAUCCCAUGGAGGUUAUCAUCACAAAAAGAAGUAAGCCCCUUUGAGUCCGAACGGAACUCUCAUAGGCCACUCUAACAACAACAACAACAAAAAUCCCAAAAAGUAACAAAAACAACAACAACAGAAGAGUGUAAAUGAUUUCAUUUCGUUUAUGAAUUUUCUUUACUUAGAGAAAAAACCAACAACAACAACAACCAUGAACUAGUUUUAAUUUUUAUUAUUUUGCCCCCUCCCCCUACUCCCCAUUUCUGCCCCUGAUCCCCCACCCAUUUUCUUUGCCAAAAAGAAAAUCUUUGCCACUAUUUUAUUAUUUUUUUGGGUUUUCCACAACUUCUGCUGCCACUUAACAGAUAAGUUGGGAAAUGGUUCGAAAAAAAAUGUUCGGAAUUGCAAUUAGUUAAGAAAAUUCUUGAGGCUAAAUCUAUUUAAGCACACUGCCAAUGUGAAUCCUUAGUUUUAAGGAUUUUGUAUUUAAUUUUUUUUUUAAUCUUCUUUCAAACAUUUCUAACUAAAUUUUUAUAAUAACCCAUUUAUUAUAAAUCUCUUAGUUUUCUAAGUUA
Messenger RNA from Musca domestica (house fly), 2046 nucleotides. RefSeq lists its product as uncharacterized. Lineage: Eukaryota; Metazoa; Arthropoda; Insecta; Diptera; Muscidae. The record is from RefSeq and is a predicted model, not a curated record. The transcript has 3 exons. The coding region runs from base 255 to 1520 and encodes 421 amino acids.